This is a messenger RNA of Juglans regia (Persian walnut), 2499 nucleotides long. Its product is annotated as bZIP transcription factor 17-like. Gene Ontology annotation, cellular component: nucleus; endoplasmic reticulum membrane. Lineage: Eukaryota; Viridiplantae; Streptophyta; Magnoliopsida; Fagales; Juglandaceae. The transcript has 2 exons. Bases 72 to 2351 code for a protein of 759 amino acids. The record is from RefSeq and is a predicted model, not a curated record. Gene Ontology annotation, molecular function: DNA-binding transcription factor activity.
UGACUUAGGAGAAGAGAAGACCCCAAAGAAUACGGGUCUCUGAAACCCUCUUCGUUCCGAAAAUCCUAACAAUGGCUGACCGUGACUUUCAGAGUUUAUCGUCUGCAUUCGAUUCCCUUCCAAUUCCACCUCUUGAUUCUAUGUUCACAUCCGAGGAAAACAACAACGUCAUGAGCUCCGAGACAUACAUGUCGGAUCUGGGGAUGGAGUUUGGGUUGAAUGAGAAUGCAGAUUUCGAUUUCACUUUUGACGAUCUGGAAGAUCUCUACCUCCCCUAUGAAACCGAACAAAUCCUCAUCUCCGACGGUGUUGAUGCGCUUCAACUGCCCAGUUCUGCCCCUGUUCAACCAGUUCAGCUCUCGAAUUCUUCGUCGCAGGACUCGGGCGCUUCCGGAAUUUCCGGAGAUCGGGGCUCCGAAGUUGCUAGAUUCCUGAAUUCCUCAGCGUCCGAGUCUGACCGCUGCGGCCUCGAGUCUUCUCCUCGUGUUUUUUCUGAUAAUUUCGGUGCUCAGUACUCCAGUGUCGAUAGGCUUUUGAAUGUUCAGUCUCUAGACUCUGGCGGUUGCGACCACGAGUUCUCGGGUGGCUCGGUAUCUUCGCAGGGUUCAGGGUACCGCCCUCCUUCGCCCGACAUGAUUGUCGUCGAUCAGAAGAUUAAGGUGGAGGACGAUAGGGGGUCGAAAAAUUGCUCGUCGAAGAGGAAGAAACAGCAGAACGAAGGGAACGCCAAGGAUUCGAGGACCACAAAGUACCUGAGGUCGUUGGAUAAUGCGGAUUCCAAUGGGACGACGAAUGGCGAGGAAGAGAAGAAGAAGACGACGAGGCUGAUGAGGAACCGCGAGAGUGCACAGCUGUCGAGGCAGAGGAAGAAGCACUACGUCGAGGAUCUGGAGGAUAAGUUGAGGUCUAUGCAUUCCAGUGUUUCCGAAUUGAAUUGUAAGUUAUCUUUUAUUAUGGCUGAGAAUGCCACUUUGCGCCAGCAAUUGAGUGGUGGCGCCCAUGUUGGAAUGGGUGCACCGCAAUCGGGAAUGUUCCUCCAUCCCGCGAUGGCGCCUAUGGGUUAUCCGUGGGUGCCAUAUCCGCCCUAUGUGGUGAAACCGGCAGGGUCUCAGGUUCCGUUGGUUCCGAUACCGAGACUGAAACCAAAGCAGCCCGUAUCGGCGCUAAAGACGAAGAAGUCGGAGACUAAGAAGAAUGAGGUGAAAACUAAGAAGGUUGCGAGUAUUAGUUUUCUGGGUUUAUUGUUUUUUAUCUUGCUCUUUGGUGGGCUGGUUCCUUUUUUGAAUGUUAGAUAUGGAGAAGUGGGGGGCAAAGUUCCUGGAGGAUUGGGCAAUGUUAAUUAUAGGUUCUUUGGUCAACACCGUGGUAGGGUUUUGAGUGUUAACACAGGUUCGAAUGGAUCUGUGGAAAGCGUGGCAGUUGGAUUUUCUAGUGGGGAAUCUGAUACUUAUAACAGAGUAACUUAUGAGAGAGGUCGCCUACAAGGGAAUGAGUGCGAACUUGAACGGAAAGGACAGCGACCACAGCCUUUACCAGGUUCUGAUGAAUCUAUUCGUCUCGGAAACGUUAGCGAGCCUCUUGUUGCUUCUUUAUAUGUGCCGAGGAACGAUAAGCUUGUGAAGAUUGAUGGCAACUUGAUAAUUUAUUCUGUUCUGGCUAGCGAGAAAGCUAUGGCAUUUCAAGAUACAUUUAGAAAGAAGAAUAAUAGAGAAACGGGUUUAGCAAUUCCUGGAGAUUUGGCUCCUGCAUUUGCAAUUCCUGAAGUCGGAGGGAAUAGAGGGAGACAAUCUCAUUCGUAUAAAAAUCCCACUGGAGGACAGAAGGCCCUUGCCUCCGGUUCUACUGAUACUUUGAAAGACCAUUUGAAGCCGACUGCAGCAGAUGGCAAACUGCAACAAUGGUUCCGUGAUGGCCUUGCAGGGCCAAUGUUGAGCUCCGGCAUGUGCACCGAGGUGUUCCAGUUUGAUGUCUCGCCAGCUUCCACUGCAGGGGCUGUAGUUCCAGCAUCCUCAGUUUCCAAUCGGUGGAAUGCUACUCGUGUUAACAGGGGGCGGAAUAGAAGGAUCCUUAACAAUCUUCCAGCACCCUUGGCAGGAUCCAAUUCUAACUUUACUGAAGAGCACAAUGGAAAACAAUCACAGAAGGAAGGCUUUCAAGGCAAUAAAUCUACUUCACCUAUGAUAGUUUCUGUGCUUGUUGAUCCCAGACAGGCCGGUGACGAUGAAGUUGAUGGCAUGAUCAAACCCAAGUCUCUUUCUCGGAUUUUUGUCGUUGUGCUUUUGGACAGAGUAAAGUAUGUCACUUACUCGUGUGUGCUUCCACGAGCUGUUCCUCAUCUUAUGACAACUUGAAAGUGGAUAAUUAGCUUUUGGAGAUACAGAACACUAGUCCAAUCCAACUCCAGCUCCCAGUUUUGUAUAUAACAGAAUAAUUAGCAGCAUCUAUAGCAGAAUUUCUACUCGGAAUUCAAUACUUUACUAACCUCGACUUGUUAUGUUA